Messenger RNA from Musa acuminata subsp. malaccensis (wild Malaysian banana), 1202 nucleotides. RefSeq names its product ethylene-responsive transcription factor 11-like. Gene Ontology annotation, biological process: regulation of DNA-templated transcription. NCBI's taxonomy places the organism in Eukaryota, Viridiplantae, Streptophyta, Magnoliopsida, Zingiberales, Musaceae. Gene Ontology annotation, molecular function: DNA-binding transcription factor activity; DNA binding. The record is from RefSeq and is a predicted model, not a curated record.
CCGACCACUCAUCCCUCCCUCUCGAUCCAAGGAAGAAGGGAUACACACUCUGCGAUGGCUCCGAGGGCGAAGGCUUGCAACCCCGGUGGCGAGGGAUGCGGCGGCGGAGACCGGAAGGGGAUGCACUACCGGGGCGUCCGGAAGCGGCCAUGGGGGCGGUACGCGGCGGAGAUCCGGGACCCGGCCAAGAAGUGCCGCGUGUGGCUCGGCACCUUCGACACCGCCGAGGAGGCCGCCCGCGCCUACGACGCCGCCGCCUGCCGAUUCCGUGGCCCCAAAGCCAAGACCAACUUUCCCUGUCCCGCCGAAUCCCUCGCCUGCGCCACCGGAUUAGCGGCCGGAACGGCGGCGCCAGCCAGCCCCAGCAACAGCACCAUCGAGUCGUCCACCUCCUCGAGGCGGCCCGCCGUCGGUCCCUCGCCGCUAAAUCUCGCGCUGCGGCGGCCGUCCUCCCUGUCCCCCUUCCCGCACUCGGACCUGAUCGCUGCUGCCAAGAAAUCGGCGGCGGUUAGGGAUUUCAGAGGGCCGGCUUGUGGCGGGGUGGAGAGCGACUCAGACUCGUCCUCGGUGGUGGAUUGUCCUCGCUCCCCAACAUCCGUCUGGCCGACGGACACGAUUCGCUUCGAUUUGGAUCUCAACCUGCCGCCUCCGCCGGAGUUCGCGUGAUCGAAAGUGACAUGAAUCGAAGUCCUCCUUUCGAAACGUCUGUAGAUAACCAUUCUCUGUAGUUCCCACAUGUGACAAGUCAACCUCUCACACACUCCUUCCGUGCUUCGUUGCCUCCACUUGCACACGGUUGCGUCGUCGUCGUCGUCCUUCCUGUCGUCUCCUUGGCCGCCUCCUGCAUCCUCUGCGCCGUCCCGACCACCUUCUCUCAUCGACUCUGCCUUGUUUGAUUGCUUUGCCUUCAUCACGGACGACUCCAUCGAGUCCUUCGCUUCGUCUGAGGCGACAACGGAACACCUCAAAGUUGGGAUGUGUACUAAAUCUGACAAGUCACGAGAUGCGAUCGCAAAGCCCAAUAAAUAAUGCUUAUGCUAAGAAGCUAUUAUUUCAUGGUUGGCACAGACAUACAAUUCUACAGUGUAUUGGGGCUUUCUUGCAUUAAACUGAUGGUGUUGUUCAUCCAAUUAGAUAUGAAAAGUCUGAUUGGAUAUGAACUCCGGCCACUUUGUCAACUCCAAAGUCAAUUUGAGUUCAUA